AUGUUUCUAAGGCAUGUGCGCCUGGAAUUGGGUUUUAAAACAAACUACGAACAAGAUCCUGUACUUACACACAAUUUCAGUAAAAUUACUGCUCUUGCAUUUCUUCAACCAUCUAAUAUUAGUCAAGAUUUUGACGAUCUUUAUAAUUCAUCACCACCAAUACUUCAUCCACUACUUGAUGACUUUGAAGACACUUAUAUACGCGGACACCAGUCAACAGAAAGAUCCAAACCUAUGUUUCCAGUUGAAUUGUGGAACAUGCAUCUACGAACAACUGAUCUUUUAAUGCGUACAAAUAAUUCAGCCGAAGCUUGGCAUCAUGGUCUUAACUCAAUCAUUCAAUGUCAACAUCCUACCCUUUGGGAUUUCAAUGAAAGUCUACAGAACGAAGAAUAUUUUAUUCAUUGUCAAUUGAUUAAACUUAAUUCUGGUCAAAAAGUUGAACUAAGCAAAAAUUUGAACUGUCCUCUAUUAUGGGAACAUGAAACCAAAAAUUAUCAUUUACAAGAAAAAGGAAUGACUUUGAAAAUUGGCAUUGAUUUUGGCGGUGUUCUAUCCAUUCUCGAUAAACAUGAUGAACACGGUGGUCAUGGACAUAAAUCUACUGAUAUUAAUAUACCUGAUGCAUUAGUCUCACUUCGAUCAUUGAAAAGUAAAGGUCAUGAAUUGUAUUUAAUAUCUUUCUGUGGUAGAACACGUGCAAUAAAGACAACCAAUUCAAUUCUAGAAAUGAUACCUGAUAUAUUUAAUGGAUUGUACUUUGUUAAGAAUAAGAUAUUUAAAGCAGAUGUAUGCAAAUAUUUAGGAUGUGAUUUAAUGAUUGAUGAUACAUUGGAUGUUCUUAAACAAAUUCAUUUGACUAUUCCAACAAUGAAUUUAUGUUGGUUUCAAGGUGAUCCUAAUUGGAGAUACAACAAACAUUAUGAAAAUGAACAAAUUUUUUGUUCAAAAACAUGGCCAGAUGUGUUAAAUAGUGUCGAAGAAAUUCAAACACAAGAGAUUCGACGUCAUUUAGUAGAUCUCGAUACAUCAUUGGAUCAUAAAAUUUAUAAGAUGUGA
Messenger RNA from Didymodactylos carnosus, 1059 nucleotides. The record is from the annotation of a GenBank genome assembly. Lineage: Eukaryota; Metazoa; Rotifera; Eurotatoria; Philodinida; Philodinidae.